Molecule: messenger RNA, 1368 nt
Organism: Lycium ferocissimum
Lineage: Eukaryota; Viridiplantae; Streptophyta; Magnoliopsida; Solanales; Solanaceae
Exons: 4
Coding region: 1-1368 (455 amino acids)
Source: RefSeq, a predicted model, not a curated record
AUGCUUCUCCAGCCAACGCUCUUUGAGAACGGCACGUCGUCUUCAUCCGAACUCUCCAGAUUCACAUUCUAUCGAAUGCUGGUAUUUUCGGCUGUUUUUGGGGAUGUUGGAUCUGGCGGGAGGAUUACGUUUCUCGCCACCUCUAGCACGGCCGUCAAUGACGGUGGGGUGGCAGCAAUGGCAAAAGAAGUGGCAUUUCUGGAAUUUAAUUUCGGAAUCAUUGCUCUUCAAAAAUGCAAAAGAUGGGAUGAAAGAAGUGAGGAUAGAAGGAAGGCUCAAAAGUCAGUGAAGAAUUAUUUUACCAAAGUUCCAAAAUCAAGUUUGGACUCUCAUGAUCAACCUAAUCCAGAAGAAAAUGUCAAUCACUCAGAAGUACCAUUGCUUUCUUCUCAGGAAUUUGAUUUGAAUUCUUUAAAGCAUGAUCCGAGUGAAAGAACUCAAAUCUUGGACUUUCAUCCAAAUCAUCGUGAUGUUAUUCGAAGAGAAUACCUUAGGAGAGGUCCUUGUCAACCUUGGCUUAAAGAGUAUCAUAAAACAAAAGUUUCUAGAUACAUGCGUCGUUUUAAUCCUCAGUGGUUUAGUGGAUAUUCUAAUUGGUUAGAGUAUAGUCAAAGUAAAGGUGCAGUCUUUUGUUUGAAUUGCUAUCUAUUUAAAGACGAUAAUAUUCAUCAAGGUGGGGGUGAUGUAUUUUCGACCAUAGGGUUUAAGAGUUGGCAAAAAAAGAAGAGUGUUAAAAAACAUGUUGGUGGCAGAAAUAGCAUUCAUAAUCAGGCAAGAAAAAAUUGUGAAGAUCUAGAGCAACAAGAACAAUCUAUUCAAUCUGCACUUGUGAGGCAAGAUACUCAAUUUAAGCAUGAGUAUCGGCUCCGCUUAACUGCUUCAGUUGAUGUUGUAAGGCUUCUUUUGAAUCAGGGAUUGGCAUUUCGGGGUCAUGAUGAAUCUAAAUCAUCACUUAGCAGAGGUAAUUUUCUUGAAAUUAUUUCAUGGUAUUCUAAAAGGUGUGAUAACAUUAAAGAUUUUGUAUUGAAACAUGCUCCACCAAAUAAUCUGAUGACUUCUCCAAUGAUUCAAAAAGAAAUUGUGACUGCGUGCAAAAUUGAAACAAUUAAGGCUAUCAUAGAAGAAUUAAAUGGUGAUUACUUUGCCUUGUUGGUUGAUGAAUCUUUUGAUGUGUCACGCAAGGAGCAAAUGGCCGUAGUUUUACAAUAUGUUGAUAGAAUGGGAUUUGUGAUGGAGCGACUUAUGGACAUUAUUCAUGUUCAAGAUACUUGUGCAUCAUCUCUAAAAGAAGCAAUGGUUAAUUUACUUGCUCAACACUCCUUGAGUCUUUCUUAUGUACGUGGACAAUGUUACGACGGGGCAAAGUAA